This is a messenger RNA of Urocitellus parryii (Arctic ground squirrel), 3525 nucleotides long. RefSeq names its product TRAF-type zinc finger domain containing 1 (gene Trafd1). Gene Ontology annotation, biological process: negative regulation of innate immune response. The record is from RefSeq and is a predicted model, not a curated record. NCBI's taxonomy places the organism in Eukaryota, Metazoa, Chordata, Mammalia, Rodentia, Sciuridae. Gene Ontology annotation, cellular component: mitochondrion.
UCAGCUCAGCCUCUCAUUCCAGAUGUGCAGGGGCUGGGAUUUCUAGGACACGCCCCCACAGAGCACUGAGGAGCCAAUCGGAGCUCGGAGGGCGGGCCCCUGAGAGCGACAAUGAUGCUAUCCAAUGGGCCUAGAUCUGGGGCCGCCCCUGGCCAAUGAGCGCGCUAUUCUGCGGCGGUCGGGGGCGCUGAGGCAGUUCUCGGGGCCGUUGUUCAGUGCUUGGACUGAGUGAGGUGGCUCCGAGUCUGUGGCUGUCUCGACAGCUCGACGUUCCUGUACUCCUCCCAGUUUUCAGGAAGAGCUAAAGAUGGCUGAAUUUCUGGAUGACCAGGAYACUCGACUAUGUGACAACUGCAAAAAAGAAAUUCCUGUUUUUAACUUUACUAUCCAUGAGAUCCAUUGUCAAAGGAACAUUGGUAUGUGUCCUAUCUGCAAGGAACCACUUCCCAAAUCUGACAUGGAGAUUCACAUGGCUACAGAACACUGUCAGGUGACAUGCAAAUGCAAUAAGAAGUUGGAGAAGAGACAAUUAAAGAAACAUGAGGAGACUGAAUGCCCUCUGCGGCUUGCUGUCUGCCAGCACUGUGAUUUGGAACUCUCUGUUCUCAAACUGAAGGAACAUGAAGAUUACUGUGGUGCCCGGACAGAGCUGUGUGGCAACUGUGGACGCAAUGUCCUUGUGAAAGACCUGAAGUCUCACCCUGAAGUUUGUGGGAGAGGGGAGGAGGAAAGGAGAAAUGAAGUUACUGUAUCUCCUAAUGCAUAUGAUGAGUCCUGGGGUCAAGAUGGAAUCUGGAUUGCAUCCCAGCUCCUGAGACAGAUUGAAGCUCUGGACCCACCAAUGAGGCUACCCCGAAGGCCUCUGAGAGCCUUUGAAUCAGACCUUUUCCACARUAGGACUGCCAACCAAAGGAAUAUGACAGCUCCCUUUCCAAUUCAGAAUAAUCUAUUUGAAGAACAAGAAAGGCAGGAAAGGAAUAGAAGCCGUCAGCCUCCCAAAGAGGGUGGUGAAGAUAGUGCAAACCUGGACUUCAUGUUGGCCCUAAGUCUGCAAAAUGAGGGCCMGGCCUCCACUGUGGCAGAACAGGACUUCUGGAGGGCAGUUUGUGAGGCAGAUCAGUCGCAUGGUGGGCCCAGUUCUCUGAGUGACAUGAAGGGUGCAGCUGAUGAGACCAUGUUGCCUUGUGAAUUUUGUGAGGAGCUCUACCCAGAGGAUCUGCUGAUUGACCAUCAGACAAGCUGUAACCCUUCGCGUGCCUUACCUUCGCUCAAUACUGGAAGCUCUUCUUCCAGGGGGGUGGAAGAUCCUGAUGUCAUCUUCCAGAACUUUCUGCAGCAGGCUACAAGUAACCAGUUAGACUCUUUGAUGGGUCUGAGCAAUUCACCCCCUGUGGAAGAUAGUGUCAUCAUCCCAUGUGAAUUCUGUGGGGUACAGUUGGAAGAAGAGGUGCUGUUCCAUCACCAGGACCAAUGUGACCAACGCCCAGCCAUGGCAAACAACCAUGUGAUUGAGGGGAUUCCUAAACAGCCAUCUCAACUUCAAGAGACCUCACCAGAGCUGCCCAGGAGGCGUGUCAGACACCAGGGAGAAUUGUCUUCUGGCUAUAUGGAUGAUAUCAAGCAGGAAAUAGCUAAARGACCCAUCUACCCUCUGCCCCCCAGCAGACCCAUUAAUAAUAUUACAACUACCUGUAACCGACUAUCAAAAUCAACAUCAGGCUCUACAACUGGGUGCCAGCCCAACCCUCCUCGAGUGCUGAAACUCAACAACUCAGACAGCCAGGACAYCCGAGGGCGAAAUAGAAGCAGCCAGAAUGGGGCCAUGGACACUGAUGCAUGCUCAGUUCGAAAUCUCCACCCAGAAUACCUUGUGUCCUCUUUCCCCGUUGGGCCUUCUGGGAGAUAUGGAGCAAGUGGUAGGAGUGAAGGUGGCAGAAGUUCCCGGGUCACCCCUGCAGCUACCAACUACCGCAAYAGAACUGCAAAGGCAAAGCCCCCGAAGCAGCAGGGAGCUGGGGAUGCAGAGGAGGAAGAGGAGGAGGAGUAGUGGUGUCUGCAGAAACCCUCGMCUUGGUUCCUACCUAUGCAUAGCAGCCCUUGCCUUGGUGCAGGCCCUGCCUCUCUGGCUCUUUAGGCAGGGGAAGAUUAUUCUUUUUCUAGGUUAUGGCCAUUUUGUGUCUUUUGAGAUUGUGCUGUGGGAGUUUGGGGGUUUGAGGGAGGGUUAGCAGGGAGGCUGUUGGGAAUUGUUUCAGCCUUAGCUGCCACUUCUUGGUAGCAUUGAAAUACAGAUAAUGGCCUCUUAGCCCACCAGGACUCCACCUUUUGAAAUACCAUCACCAUUGCUUCUUGGUGCUUUGUGGUCCUGGUAGAAGGAGUAGAGGGUUCUGAAAAUCUGGUUCCCAUCAGUGAAUGAUUUUCUUACCUGUGGGGUCCUAAGUUGGGGGCUUUUGGGCAACUUCUCCCAUGUACUGCCCCUGCUUGCUCCAGACUCUGGGCCUCUGGCGUGUGUAUGGAGCAGCUCUGGUGAAGUGCUCAGGCCAGCUGCUGGAUGUUAGGAACAAGGCCUUUGGAAGAGUUAGCUGGAGGUGUGUGGAGCAGGGGCUACUUCUUUGUCAUUUGGCAUCACUGCCUUCUGCUCCUUGUGGGUAUGGUGACUCCUUUGUCCUCACUGCCCUCUAAUGGGGAGGGCUAAGGGCUUCCUGUUCCCACUAGGGCCACACUGGGCUCUGCCCUGAUGAGGAUUAAAGCCCCAGUCUCACACUUGCUCUGAAAACCAAGUGUCAGAGCCCCUUUCCCUUCUUAUGUUACUAUUAUAAUUAUUAUCAGCUUUCUUGUAAUAGAAAUAAAGUUUGUACUUGGAGCUCAGCUAAGUCUUGUGGUUCAUAUUCCUGUGCUUUCUGUAGAGAAUGGAGCUCCAGUGUGGGCUCCUUCUCAGAGUGCUCCAGACAUUGAAGGUGCAGUAUUCUCAUCUCCAUUUUUGAGGAAACUGAGGCUUGCUGUAACUCUGGCAAUGACAGGAAUAAGGGGCUACCUCCAACUGAAGAGAAAAAGGCAGAUUCUUCAAAAGCUCCAGUCCUGAGAAGUUGAGACUUACGAUUAUUCAUCCCCCUCAUAACGUCAUGGUUCACACAGGAUCGUUAGCAUCAUAGGUCUUUUAUUUUUGGUGCUAGGGAUUGAAUCCAUGACCUUGUGCAUGCUAGGCAAGCACUCUACCAACUGAGCUGUAUCCCCAGCCCUACCAUAGGUAGUUUUGAGCUCAGUUGUUCUCCCAGUAACCUACUGGUGGUGGUGGGGGUGGUAAAGAAUUGCCCCAUUUCAUGGGUGUAACAUGAAACAUAUGUAACAAUAUUAAUUUAUAUAAGACUGUGUAGCUAAUUCUUGGCAUAGCCAUGACUCUGAAAAGAAUUAUCCUAAGAGGAAGAAGCCAGACCAAGGGAUAUAAUGAGGGCUAGUUUUCCUCCCUUUUCCCUUUUUUUCCUUCCUUCUCUAUCUCCUUCCUUCCUUCCUUCCCUCCCUUCCUUCUUU